Danio aesculapii is the source of this 582-nucleotide messenger RNA. It is a transcript of the gene ifnphi3, whose product is annotated as interferon phi 3. The coding region runs from base 1 to 546 and encodes 181 amino acids. Gene Ontology annotation, biological process: defense response. Gene Ontology annotation, cellular component: extracellular region. The transcript has 5 exons. Lineage: Eukaryota; Metazoa; Chordata; Actinopteri; Cypriniformes; Danionidae. The record is from RefSeq and is a predicted model, not a curated record. Gene Ontology annotation, molecular function: cytokine receptor binding.
AUGGACCUUCAUUGUGUGGCCUGGCUGUGCACCUUUUUCUGCUUUGUGCAGGUUUGGUCAUUGCCAACAAACUGCAAUCUUCAGAAAAACUUAAUGAAGAAGACUUAUACACUUCUGGAGACUGCGGGAGGGCUUUUCCCUAUGCAAUGCCUGGACGACCGCGUUUCCAUACCAUUCCCGCAAAAUGUGUUCGAGUAUAACGAGGAUCAGGUUAUUGGUGUCGAAAAGGCUGUUUAUCAGACGCUCCAGAACAUUGAUGCAGUGUUUGAGAACUUCGGUGAUCCGGACCAGUGGAAUGCAGAGAAACUGGAUGACUUCAGAGGCAUCAUAUAUAGGCAGAUUAAAUACAGCGCAUGUAUCAUGAACAAGACUGAAGUGGCUCAGGAUUUUCCCAGCAGAGAGGCUUCGCUCAAGAUUUACUUUGAGACCAUAUCCUCGACUCUGAAAGAAAAGAAUUCCAGUUACUGUGCUUGGGAAAUCGUGAGAAGUGAGAUUCUCCGCACCCUUGAGUUCAUAUUAAAAAACAACUCUGACAUCAUGCUAUGAGUUAAAUGUUAUUUAUUUAUUUAUUUAUUUAUUUAU